AUGAUUCGAUCAACGACCACCACAGUUAAACCGCCAUUACCAUUCCUUUCAUUAUCAGCAUCAGUCUCAGGUAAGUCCAUAUUUUCCAUCGCACACGAACCCAUUUCCGAAUCCAAUCUGCCCGUUUCCGUCCCCAUUGAUCUCUUCGCCCAACUUCUCUCCCUUCUCUCUCAACGCAAUUGGCAAAAAAACCCUUCUGUAAAGAAGCUAAUUCCCUGCAUAUCCCCUUCUAUUUUCUCUUCCUUUCUAUCUGAAAACCCGAAUCUCAAUCCCCAAAUUGCAUUCUAUUUCUUCAAUUUUCUCUCCCGUACCCCUACUUUUACACCCAAUGUCCAAGCCUAUUAUUCCCUUUUACGCAUUUUGAUCCCCAACAACUUUCUCGGGGUAGCGGAAAAAACCCGGAUUUUAAUGAUUAAAUCGUGCAAAUCACCCGAGGAUGCGACUUUGGCAUUGAGUGUGUUGCGUGAGAUGAAUACUUGUGAUAGCGAUUUGAGAUUUAAGCUUAGCCUUAGGUCUUAUAAUACACUUCUGAUGUUGCUGUCGCGGUUUCUAAUGAUUGAUGAUAUGAAAUGUGUAUAUGCAGAGAUGUUGCAUGAUAAGGUCUCACCAAAUAUUUAUACUUUUAAUACACUGAUUAAUGCAUUUUGUAAAUUGGGUAAUCUGAUUGAGGCCGAGUUGUACUUAAGUAGGAUUUUGCAGGCCGGGUUGAGGCCAGAUACUCAUACAUACACUUCAUUGAUUUUAGGGCAUUGCAGGAGAAAGGAUGUAAAUAGUGCCACUAAGAUUUUCUUGGCCAUGCCACAAAAGGGUUGUCAAAGGAAUGAGGUUUCGUAUAAUAAUUUGAUGCACGGAUUGUGUGAAGAAGGAAAGGUGGAUGAGGUGAAGAAGUUAUUUUUGCAAAUGGGAGAGGAUAAUUGUUCCCCAAAUGUCCGGUCAUACACAAUUUUGAUUGAUGCAUUGUGUGGUCUGGACAGGAGGUUGGAGGCGUUGAGCUUGUUUGAGGAAAUGAAGGAGAAAGGUUGCGAGCCAAAUGUUCGUACUUAUACUGUACUGAUUGAUGGUAUGUGUAAAGUUGGUGAGUUUGAUGAAGCAAGAAGACUGUAUGAUGUUAUGUUAGAUAACAGGCUGGUCCCUAGUGUAGUGACUUACAAUGCUUUGAUUGAUGGGUAUUGUAAGAAGGGGAUGGUUGAUGCUGCUUUUGAGAUACUUGACAUGAUGGAGUUGAAUAAUUGCAGUCCAAACGUGUGUUCGUAUAAUGAAUUGAUUUCAGGAUUAUGUGAGGUGAAAAAAGUUCACAAAGCCAUGGCACUUCUUAAUAAGAUGGUUCUGCAGAAGCUGUCUCCAGAUAUUGUCACUUACAACCUAUUAGUUCAUGGGCAAUGCAAAGCAGGUGACAUAGAUAGUGGCUUUAGGUUGCUCAGAUUAAUGGAAGAGAACGGUGUACUUCCUGAUCACUUAACUUAUGGUGCUCUCAUUGCUGCACUAUGUGAAAAAGGCUGGCCUGAUAAGGCAUAUGAGAUAUUUGACUCUCUCACUGAAAAGGGCUUAAAGGCAAAUGAGGUCAUUUAUACAUCUCUAAUUGAUGGAUAUUGCAACAUAGAGAAAGUUGAUUUUGCCCUAACUUUGUUUGAAAGAAUGCUUACGGAGGGUUGUCUUCCGAACUCAUACACCUACAAUGUGCUGAUUAGUGGAUUAUGCAAAGAGAAAAAACUGACUGAAGCAACACAAUUUCUGGAAAGGAUGUUGGAGGAAGGAGUGAAACCCACAAUUGUUACUUACACUAUUCUCAUUGAACAAAUGUUAAAAGAAUAUGCCUAUGACUAUGCUUAUAGGGUUUUUAAUCAAAUGGUUUCUCUGGGAUAUAAACCUGAUAUCUGCACUUACACUUCCUUCCUUCACGCGUAUUGCAACCAAAGGAAGUUGAAAGAAGCAGAGGAUGUAAUGGCUAAAAUGAAUGAGGAAGGAGUCCAACCUGAUUUAAUGGCUUACACAGUCUUAAUUGAUGGUUAUGGACGAUCAGGAUUUUUAGAUCGUGCUUUUCACACACUGAAAUUCAUGGUUGAUGGUGGAUGUGCGCCAUCGCAUUAUACCUAUUCCGUUUUAAUUAAACAUCUUUCAGAUGAGAAACGAAUCAAUGAACAUAGCCACAGAAUAGGUCUAGAUCCAGAAAUCAAUAGUGGCUCAAUCAAUAUUGCGGAUGUUUGGAAAAUAAUGGAAUACGAUACUGCUCUUGAACUCUUUCAGAAAAUGGUUGAACAUGGUUACUCACCAGAUAUAAGCACUUACAAUGCACUCACCACUGGACUCUGUCGAGAAGGGCGCCUUGAAGAAGCCUGGAGGUUGGUCGAUCAUAUGAAACUACAAGGACUGUGUCCUGAUGAAGGUAUGUAUAAUGCACUGACAAAAUGUUCGUGCAAGUUAAAAUUGUAUGAGGAAGCAAUGAAGGUACUUGAUGGCAUGGUCAUGAAUGGCCUUCUACCUGAUUUAGAGGCUUGGAAACUUCUUGUAUGUGGGUUUUAUGAUGAAGGAAAUGAUGAGAAGGCUAAGACCACGUUCCGUAGGCUGCUUCACUGUUGGUACAAUUCUGAUGAAGUGGCCUGGAAGCUUCUGAUUGAUGGCGUGCUGAAAAUGGGGCUUGUUGAUGAAUGCUCUGAGCUGUUAGAUGUCAUGAAGAAAAAUGGUUGCCAGCUGAAUCCUCAAACCCUCAGAAUGUUAACACAGGGUAUUCUUGAUAAGAAAGAGGGUACUUGGGCUUAA
This is a messenger RNA of Fraxinus pennsylvanica, 2757 nucleotides long. The record is from the annotation of a GenBank genome assembly. Lineage: Eukaryota; Viridiplantae; Streptophyta; Magnoliopsida; Lamiales; Oleaceae.